Molecule: messenger RNA, 2094 nt
Organism: Oldenlandia corymbosa var. corymbosa
Lineage: Eukaryota; Viridiplantae; Streptophyta; Magnoliopsida; Gentianales; Rubiaceae
Source: the annotation of a GenBank genome assembly
CAAUUUUCAGCAAUUCAAUAAUGUGGUCCAUACAGAAAAAAAAAAAGAAGAUUCCAACGAUGAGUUAGUACCACAAUACGAUUGAUUAAUACACCACUAGAUGGAUUGAUAGUACUUCUUCCUCACUAUAUAUUAACCAUAUGCUUUGUGUUAUGUGUAUUUAUAGUCGCCUUGUUAUUAACAUUCAACAGGGUCUCUCUUUCACUCUUUCUUUUAGUGUGUUUAUUUUCUGCUAAUUGUCUAUUUUUCGCACUUCCUAUACCUAGGUUUGACCAAUUUUUGCUAAUUUCAUAUUUAAGCGGAAAGAAGAAAUAAGUUUCUUAGGGGAAAAAAAAACAUGGGAGACACCCUUUUGCCAUUUCUGGUCGCGUUUUGCUUAAUUGCUUGUUUGAUUGUUUUGAUUGGAAGAACAGUGAAUUGGGUAUGGUUGAAGCCGAAAAAGACAGAAAAAUUGCUUCGGGAACAAGGUUUCAACGGAAAUCCGUACAAAAUGUUACAUGGAGACACAAAGGAGAUGGGCGCUAUGAUUAAAGAAGCUUAUUCUAAACCUAUCAAAUUGUGUGAUGACAUUGUCCCUCGAGUCUUGCCUUUUCAACACCAUCUCAUCAACAAAUACGGUGAAAAAACAUUCUUUUGGGUUGGUCCAAUUGCCAAGGUGCUUAUUACAAAUCCUGAACUGAUACAAGAAAUUUUGACAAAAAAUUCUGUCUUUAAAAAACCAAUUCCCAACCCACUGGUCAAGUUUAUUGUUGCUGGUUUGGCUGGCUACGAAGAUGAAAAGUGGACUAAGCAUCGGAAGAUCGUCACCCCUGCUUUCUACCUUGAAAAACUCAAGAAUAUGGUACCGGCUAUGUAUAUUUCCUGCAAUGAGAUGAUAAAGAAGUGGGAAAUAUUAAUGCUUCAGACAGAAAAUAAAAACUCGGUGGAGUUGGAUGUGCAACCUUACCUGGAAACUUUAACCAGCGACGUGAUUUGUAGAACAACAUUUGGUAACAGCCAUUCACAAGGAAGCAAGAUUUUCCAGCUUCAAAAACAACAAGCAGAAUUAACCGGCCAAGUUUUGAAAUCUGUUUACGUUCCCGGAUGGAGAUUUUUACCAACAAAAAGAAAUAGGAAAAUGCAUCAGAUCAACAAUGAGCUGCGAGCACUCUUUAAGGAAAUUAUUACUGAAAAAGAAACGGCCAUGAAGUUAGGGAAAGCUAAGGAUGACAAUUUGCUGUCUAUGUUGUUGAAAUCAAACUUGAAAGAAACACAGGAGCAAGGACAGAAACAUGGGUUGAGUAUUGAUGAAGUGAUUGAGAAUUGCAAAACAUUUUACUUCGCUGGCCAAGAGAGCACCUCAAAUCUACUCAGCUGGACUAUGUUUUGUUUAAGCGUACACCCUAGCUGGCAAGCUCGUGCUAGGGAAGAAAUUUUGCAGGCCUUUGGGAGCAAGAUACCCGACUAUGAUGGAUUGAAUCGUCUUAAAAUUGUAACAAUGAUAUUAUACGAAGUUCUAAGAUUGUACUCACCAUCAGUAAUGUUCACAAGAAUAGUUUACAAAGAGACGAAACUAGGAGACAUAGUUUUGCCUCCUGGUGUUCAACUCAUGCUACCAGUUCUAUAUGUUCAUCGUGACCCUAAAUUGUGGGGAGAAGACAGCAAAGAUUUCAACCCAGAAAGAUUUGCUCAGGGAAUUGCCAACGCAACCAAAAAUCAGCUGUGUUUCUUUCCAUUCAGUUGGGGUCCUCGGAUUUGCGUUGGGAACAAUUUCGCUUUGAUGGAAGCCAAACUGGCUUUAACCAUGAUACUUCGACACUUCGAGUUCCAGCUUUCUCCUUCUUACAUUCAUGCACCAUCUUUUGUUGUUACUCACAAACCUCAACAUGGCGUUCACAUUAUUCUGCACACAGUCAGCAAGUCAAAUUGAUGAAUAUUUGUUUGCAACCUUGUUUAAAAUCAUUUUUUAAUGUUAUAUUAUUAGUUGUGUUUAUAAUAUUUUCUCUCGUGACUUCUAAUCAUUGUCAGGAAAUAAAGAGUAAAACGUCCAAAUAGCUCCUUACAUUUGAGUUUACUUGAAUUUACGUCCAUAAUAUUAAUAUUUCAAUAUCGUAG